UUGUUAUUUAUCAGAAUCUUCUGUGAAACCGUGACGUCACCGCGGCUCUCGACCAAUCACAGUCCAGGAUACUUAGACGUCCCAAGACUUUAAACCGGAAGAGUGAAAGUAAACAAACUAGUUGAGACUGAGAAGCGACAGGCGGAUCGCUCCAAGUUCAGAAGUGAACGAGUUGCAUUUAAAACGAUGUAACCUACGCGGGCCGAUUAAGUGAUCCACUUAUUGAUCCACUUAUUGAUCCAACAAUCUCCGCGUGUCAACAUACAUGGCUGUGUUGACAGCUAUCUGCUAGCUGUCGUUAGCUGCACAGCUAAAUCUCUCUGCGCCAACAAACCAGCGUCCAUUAGGAAGCAGUACAGAUGCCUCAGGAGGGAGAACAGGCUCUUCCUCUGGUUCGCUCCCUGAACAGCCGGGUCCCCGUCAGGGCGGUGUUUUGUAACAACAGUCCCCGGGUCGUACGACCACUAUGGAUAGAUUUCCGCGGGGAACCUCGGGCGUACCGCGACCUACAGCCAGGAGCGAGACAACUGAUGAACACCUUCAUCGGUCACCCAUGGAUGUUCAGAGAUGUAGAGAGUGAUGAGCUACUGAAGGUGAACAGCAAAGAACUGUUUCUUCCCAAACCAGCAGAGGGUGGGAAUGCUACAAUUGCUACUAUCACUUUACCAGUUUACAGCCUCAAGGAUCGUGCUCUUCAGGUUAUCCGGCGUCUGGUACGACCAGAAGACUACAGGAGGUUGGAAAUAGCGCGGUGUCUCCACGAGGAGCUGGAAGAUCCGCCCAGUGUGUUGAAAGAUCUCCUCCGCAUGAACCAGCGAGUAGAGCAGCAUCUUCUGGAGAGGAUCCAAGGCCAGGAGGAAUGAAGAGGAAAAACUGGAUGGAUAACGGUCACGUAUGGACAGCAAUAUUAUAUUCCACACUAUUAGAAAGCAAAGAAUUGAGUUAGUAAUCAGGUGGGUGAGCAAGUGUUGCAAAGCCUUAGUUUCUUACAUUUCCUGCAAACAAGACUCCGUUUGACCUGCUGCCUGUUUUACUCACUCACUGGCAAAUGUCUUCUUCAACAGAAAAAAAGAGGUGAUUUCUUUAAUGUGAUGAGAUUGAUCACAGUGAGAGAUCUGAAUAUAGUUUAUAUUCUCAUGGGAACCUUAGAUAUGGUUAUCUUUACUAAUCCAGUAUACUGCACAUCUCUCAAAAACAUUUUACUUUGUUUUCUGUUGUUGUUGUUGUUGUUGUUAAGCGGUUUAACCAAGACUGAAUUGUUCAGCAAUCAUCAGCAAGCUUUUGCUUUGGCACUUUAAAUCUUGAUUGUGUUGCCCUAUUCUGGAAAAUGUUUUCAGAAUAUACCUGCCACCAUAAAUGUGCAGAAUCGCCUCUAAAACUUUGUCUUGCAGGUGAUUUCCAAUAGUGAAAACUUAAUAAUUAACCCUGUCUUGACAGUUUUAAAGUUGAGUCUAUGAAACACUGUGACUGAGGAGCAUAUGCCUUUUGUCUUUGCCUACUUUGUAAUUCUUUUUCUUUUUUUCUUCUGUCAUCCUGUUUUAAAUUCAUACAUUGUGACUGUAUCUCAAAGACUUUCAAUGUUUAUUUGUGUAAAAAAAUAAAUAAAAGAUAUAUUUCUUACUGAAA
This is a messenger RNA of Morone saxatilis (striped sea-bass), 1626 nucleotides long. It is a transcript of the gene vhl, whose product is annotated as von Hippel-Lindau tumor suppressor. The transcript has 3 exons. The record is from RefSeq and is a predicted model, not a curated record. The coding region runs from base 360 to 863 and encodes 167 amino acids. Lineage: Eukaryota; Metazoa; Chordata; Actinopteri; Moronidae.